Molecule: messenger RNA, 6024 nt
Organism: Saccharomyces kudriavzevii IFO 1802
Lineage: Eukaryota; Fungi; Ascomycota; Saccharomycetes; Saccharomycetales; Saccharomycetaceae
Gene: SLH1
Product: RNA helicase
Exons: 1
Coding region: 1-6024 (2007 amino acids)
Molecular function (GO): ATP hydrolysis activity; nucleic acid binding; ATP binding
Source: RefSeq, a predicted model, not a curated record
AUGAGUGAAAAAUUAGCACCAAUAUGCAUUAUAUUAGAAACUCUUUAUGCAAAUGACGUAUUCGAAGAAUUCAAUACAAUCACAGAAAACAGAACUGAAGAAGUUCCUUAUAAAUUCAAGAUGUCAACUGCGUAUUCUGCAGAUUCUUCCAAAUCCUAUAUGAUUGCAAUGCAAUCUAUGGUUGAUGCAUCACAAAGCUUUAACCUGGAUAAAUCAAAAACUUAUUUACCAGGUCUUGAUAAUGAGCUUAAAAAAAAAAGAAAGGAAGAUCAAGGUGGAAAAACCGAACUUACUGUCCUUUCUCAAGAUAGAAAUGACUGGGACGAUAUAUUCGAUGAGUUUCAAGACAUUUCUUUCUCGCAACUGCAAUCUAUAAUCGAUUCAUAUAAAAAACAAAAUGCAGUGGCAAUAUAUAAAAAGAUUGGAAACCUAAUUGAUAAAGCUGCCACAACAUUGAGCAGUAAUGUGUUGCUGGAAACUGUGCUUCAAGUAGUUUAUAAUCACCAGAAGCAAGAGUUGGAGAAGGAAUUGCUAGAUUUUUUAGGAACAGAAAACAUAGAGCUCGUUUCUUUGCUACUCCAGCAUAGAAGAAUGAUUAUUGCCACGCCUAUAGAAACCACAAUCCUUUUGAUUGAAAAUGCAGUGAAAUCAACACCAGAUUUUUUGACGCAACAAGAUAUUAGAAACCAGGUUUUACAAAAUGCAGAGAAUGCCAAGAAUCAGAAGUUGAACCCUGCUGAUAGGAUAAUCAAGUACCCACAUGUCUUCAGGAAAUAUGAAGCAGGGUCAACAACCGCUAUAGCCUUUGCAGGCCAAAAAUUUACCUUGCCAGUGGGGACUACAAGGAUGUCAUAUCAAACUCAUGAAGAAAUUAUAAUUCCCGCCGCCACGGACCAGGCGUCCAAUAAGAACUAUUUGUAUACGAAGUUAUUGAGAAUAAAGGAUUUAGAUCAUUUUUGUAAGACUGUUUUCCCUUAUGAGAAUUUAAAUCAGAUACAAUCCCUAGUGCACCCUGUAGCUUAUAAAACAAAUGAAAACAUGUUAAUUUGUGCACCCACUGGUGCAGGUAAGACAGACAUUGCACUGCUUACAAUAUUAAACAUAAUAAAACAAUUUUCAGUCAUCAACGAGGGAAGCGAAAUUGACAUACAAUAUGACAGUUUCAAAGUUGUUUAUGUCGCCCCCUUAAAAGCGCUGGCUGCUGAGAUUGUCGACAAAUUCAGUAAGAGCCUAGCACCGUUUAAUAUUCAAGUGAGAGAGUUAACUGGCGACAUGCAAUUGACAAAGGCAGAAAUCCUAGCCACUCAAGUAAUUGUUACCACUCCUGAGAAAUGGGAUGUUGUUACUCGUAAGGCAAAUGGUGACAACGAUUUAGUCUCAAAGGUCAAGCUGCUUAUUAUUGAUGAAGUCCAUUUAUUGCACGAAGAUAGGGGUUCAGUCAUUGAAACCCUAGUUGCACGUACCUUGAGACAAGUGGAAAGUUCUCAAUCAAUGAUUCGUAUUGUUGGUUUAUCUGCAACACUGCCGAAUUUCAUGGAUGUGGCGGAUUUCUUGGGGGUGAACAGACAAGUCGGUAUGUUUUACUUUGAUCAAUCCUUCCGCCCAAAGCCUUUGGAACAACAACUUUUAGGUUGUAGGGGCAAGGCAGGUAGCAGACAAAGUAAAGAAAACAUCGAUAAAAUUGCUUACGAUAAAUUAAGUGAAAUGAUUCAAAGAGGAUACCAAGUAAUGGUGUUUGUGCAUUCAAGGAAGGAAACAGCCAAAAGUGCAAGGGGUUUUAUCAAGCUAGCGGAAGCCAAUCAUGAAGUCGAUUUUUUUGCACCUGACCCAAUAAUCAAGGAUAAGUAUUCUAGGCAGUUAGUGAAAAACAGAGAUAAAGACAUGAAGGAAAUUUUCCAAUUUGGGUUUGGUAUUCAUCAUGCUGGUAUGGCCCGUUCAGACAGAAAUCUGACUGAAAGAAUGUUUAAAGAUGGUGCCAUUAGAGUUCUAUGUUGUACUGCAACAUUGGCAUGGGGUGUUAACUUACCUGCUGACUGUGUCAUUAUCAAAGGAACUCAAGUAUAUGAUGCUAAAAAAGGUGGUUUCAUCGAUCUAGGUAUUUCUGAUGUUAUUCAAAUUUUUGGUAGGGGUGGUAGACCUGGUUUUGGUUCCUCAAAUGGUACAGGUAUUUUGUGCACUUCUAGUGACCGUCUGGACCAUUAUGUUUCUUUAAUCACUCAACAACAUCCUAUUGAAUCUAGAUUUGGUUCCAAACUCGUGGAUAAUCUGAAUGCGGAAAUUUCACUGGGUAGUGUAACUAAUGUAGAUGAAGCAAUUGAAUGGCUCGGAUAUACAUACAUGUUUGUCCGUAUGAGAAAGAAUCCAUUUACUUAUGGUAUUGAUUGGGAAGAGGUUUCAAAUGACCCACAACUAUACGAACGGAGAAGGAAAAUGAUUAUAGUGGCUGCAAGGCGACUGCACGCCCUUCAAAUGAUUGUCUUUGACGAAAUAUCCAUGCAUUUUAUUUCGAAAGACCUGGGCAGAGUGUCGUCGGAUUUUUAUCUCUUAAACGAAUCUGUUGAGAUAUUCAAUCAAAUGUGUGACCCCAGAGCCACAGAAGCUGAUAUUUUAUCCAUGAUCAGCAUGAGUAGUGAAUUUGAUGGUAUGAAAUUUAGAGAAGAAGAAUCCAAAGAAUUGACAAGGCUUUCUGAAGAAUCUGUUGAGUGUCAGAUCGGAGGCCAGUUGGAUACACCUCAAGGUAAAACGAAUGUACUAUUGCAGGCUUAUAUUUCUCAAAGUAGAAUUUUUGACUCAGCGCUAUCAUCAGAUUCAAAUUAUGUUGCCCAAAAUUCCAUAAGAAUUUGUAGAGCAUUAUUUUUAAUAGGUGUCAAUAGAAGGUGGGGUAAAUUUUCAAAUGUUAUGCUAAAUAUCUGUAAAUCCAUCGAAAAGAGGCUGUGGGCUUUCGACCAUCCUCUAUGUCAGUUCGAUUUGCCUGAAAAUAUUAUUAGACGUAUCAGAGAUACUAAACCCUCUAUCGAACAUCUUCUAGAGCUAGAACCGGAAGAGCUUGGACAGUUGGUGCAUAAUAACAAGGCGGGAUCUAAGUUGUAUAAAAUAUUGAGCCGCUUUCCUAAAAUCAAUAUUGAAGCUGAGAUUUUCCCUAUUACUACAAACGUAAUGAGAAUUCAUGUUGCCUUGGAUCCGAACUUCGUAUGGGAUUCACGGAUACAUGGCGAUGCGCAGUUCUUUUGGGUUUUCGUUGAAGAAUCAGACAAAUCACGAAUUCUUCACUUUGAAAAAUUCAUUUUGAAUAGAAGGAAAUUGAAUAGCCAACAUGAAAUGGAUUUUAUGAUCCCAUUAUCUGACCCAUUGCCGCCUCAGGUUGUUGUGAAAACUGUUUCAGACACUUGGAUAGGCUGUGAGUCGACCCAUGCUAUCUCUUUCCAGCAUUUAAUUAGACCGUUUAACGAAACAUUACAAACUAAAUUAUUGAAGUUGCGUCCUUUACCUACAUCGGCCCUUGAAAAUCCUUUGGUUGAGUCAAUUUAUCCUUUCAAGUAUUUCAACCCCAUGCAAACAAUGACAUUUUACACACUUUACAAUACCAACGAAAACGCGUUUAUUGGUUCACCUACAGGCUCUGGUAAGACUAUUGUGGCAGAAUUAGCUAUAUGGCAUGCCUUCAAAACAUUUCCUGGGAAGAAGAUUGUUUACAUAGCACCAAUGAAAGCGUUGGUCCGCGAGAGAGUUGAUGACUGGAGGAAAAAAAUUACCCCGGUGACUGGAGAUAGAGUUGUGGAAUUGACUGGUGACUCCUUACCUGACCCGAAAGAUGUACAUGAUGCCACCAUUGUGAUUACAACACCAGAAAAAUUUGAUGGUAUUUCCCGUAAUUGGCAAACCCGUAAAUUUGUUCAAGACGUGUCUCUAAUUAUCAUGGAUGAAAUUCAUCUGUUAGCAAGUGAUCGUGGUCCCAUUUUAGAAAUGAUUGUUAGUCGUAUGAAUUACAUCUCUUCUCAAACGAAACAACCCGUUAGACUGUUAGGUAUGUCAACGGCCGUUUCGAACGCUUAUGACAUGGCUGGCUGGUUGGGAGUUAAGGACCAUGGACUGUACAAUUUUCCGUCAAGUGUUCGUCCAGUUCCGUUGAAAAUGUACAUUGAUGGGUUUCCUGACAACUUGGCAUUCUGUCCUUUGAUGAAAACAAUGAAUAAGCCAGCAUUCAUGGCGAUUAAACAACACUCUCCAGAUAAGCCAGCAUUGAUUUUUGUGGCAUCUCGUAGACAGACUAGACUGACAGCUUUAGAUUUGAUUCAUUUAUGUGGGAUGGAGGAUAAUCCACGUAGAUUUUUAAAUAUAGAUGAUGAGGAAGAGUUACAAUAUUACUUAUCACAGGUUACUGACGAAACUCUAAAGCUAUCACUGCAAUUUGGUAUAGGGUUGCAUCAUGCAGGUUUAGUGCAGAAAGAUCGUUCUAUUUCUCAUCAAUUAUUCCAGAAAAACAAGAUUAUGAUUCUGAUUGCCACAUCAACUUUAGCAUGGGGUGUUAAUUUACCUGCACACCUGGUCAUCAUUAAAGGUACCCAAUUCUUUGACGCAAAAAUAGAAGGCUACAGAGAUAUGGAUUUAACAGAUAUUUUGCAAAUGAUGGGAAGAGCUGGUAGACCGGCUUACGAUACUACAGGUACUGCUAUAGUGUACACAAAGGAAUCCAAGAAAAUGUUUUAUAAGCAUUUCUUAAAUGCCGGUUUCCCUGUUGAAUCUUCGUUGCAUAAGGUGCUAGAUGAUCAUUUAGGUGCAGAAAUAACAUCAGGCAGUAUAUCCAACAAGCAAGAGGCUUUAGAUUUUUUGAGCUGGACAUUUUUAUUCCGGAGAGCUCAUCACAAUCCAACGUACUACGGUAUCGAAGAUGAUACAAGUACUACAGGUGUUAGUGAGCAUUUGAGCACUUUAAUAGAUAGUACAUUGGAGAACUUACAAGAAUCCCAAUGUGUUUUAUUACAUGGAGACGACAUUGUUUCAACACCGUUCUUAAGCAUAUCCUCAUACUAUUAUAUUUCGCAUUUAACCAUACGCCAAUUAUUGAAGCAAAUACAUGACCGUGCAACUUUUCAAGAAGUAUUAAGAUGGUUGUCAUUGGCUACUGAGUAUAACGAGCUACCUGUAAGAGGUGGUGAAAUCAUUAUGAACGUUGAAAUGUCACAGCAAUCAAGAUAUUCUGUUGAGAGUACCUUCAUCGAUGAAUUUGAACUACCAAUGUGGGAUCCACACGUUAAAACAUUUUUAUUAUUACAGGCACAUUUAAGUCGUGUAGACUUACCCAUUGCGGAUUAUAUCCAAGAUACUGUAUCAGUUUUGGACCAAUCUCUGCGUAUCUUGCAGGCUUAUAUCGAUGUUGCUAGCGAACUUGGCUAUUUUCAUACGGUAUUGACCAUGAUAAAAAUGAUGCAAUGCAUUAAGCAAGGUUAUUGGUAUGAAGAUGAUCCUGUUAGUGUGCUACCUGGAUUACAACUGAGAAGAAUCCGAGAUUUCAAUUUUAGCGAGCAAGGAUUCAUGGAAGUAUCACAGCAAGACAAUAAGAAAAUUUUGAGUUUGGAGGAAAUAGGGAGAUUCGGAUAUAAGAAAUUGGUGAGUGUUUUUAAUCAAUUAACCUCAGGAAUGACAGAAGAUGAGGAUGUAAAGAAAAAAUUCGUCAGUGUUUGCCAAAGGUUGCCAGUUCUAGAUAAUAUAAAGUUCAAAGAACAGGAGAACAACGAAAUGUUAAGCUUUCACGGUAGACACUUUUCUAAUAAGCAUAGUAGCGGGUUUGAAAUAUAUUGUGAUAAGUUCCCUAAGACACAGAAAGAGUUAUGGUUUUUGAUUGGAUAUAAGGGCGAUGAACUGCUGAUGACUAAAAGAUGUCAACCCAAACAAAUAAAUAAGGAGGUCAUCAUACAUUGUGAACUAUUCAUCCCCGAAGAAAUUCGUGGGGAGGAAUUGCAAUUUGCCUUGAUUAAUGAUGCUUUAGGAUUACGUUAUGAUUUGAAGCAUAAAUUAAUGCCCUAG